Messenger RNA from Triticum turgidum subsp. durum (durum wheat), 1542 nucleotides. Lineage: Eukaryota; Viridiplantae; Streptophyta; Magnoliopsida; Poales; Poaceae. The record is from the annotation of a GenBank genome assembly.
AUGGAUAAGGUGUACAUUGGCAUCCUCUCAUGCGCCUUGGUCUUCCUGCUCCACAAUCUGUUAGGCAAGAAGAAGAAGAAGAACCACAAGGGCGGUCUGCCGAGCCCUCGGGCCAUCCCGUUUCUGGGCCACCUCCAUCUCGUGAAGCAACCAAUCCACGCGGCGCUAUGCCGCCUGGCAGAGCGCCACGGACCCGUGUUCUCGCUUCGCCUAGGCUCUCGCAGCACCGUUGUGGUGUCAUCGCCGGCAAGCGCCAGGGAGUGCUUCACCGAGCACGAUGUGGCCUUGGCCGACCGUCCGAGGAUCCCCUCGUGGCGGUUCGUGUCCAUGUACUUCUCCAUGCUCGCCGCGACCAGCUACGGCCCGCACUGGCGAACCCUCCGCCGCGUGGCGGCCGUGCAUCUGCUCUCCACGCAGCGGGUCAGCUCCAUGUCAGGCGUCAUCGCUGGUGAGGUGCUUGCCAUGGUGCGGCGGCUGUACAGAUCGGCGACGGCGUCGCCGCGUGUCCAGCUGAGGCGGAGGCUCUUCGAGCUCUCCCUCAGCGUGCUCAUGGAGACCAUCGCGCACACCAAGGCAACCCGUUCCGAGUGGGAGGACACGGACAUGUCCGUGGAGGCCCAGGAGUACAGGAAGGUGCUGGACGAGAUCAACCAGCAUGUGGGCAUGGCCAGCCUGUACUGGGAUCACCUGCCAGUAAUGCGGUGGCUCGACGUGUUCGGCAACAAGAACGAGGUCGUCGCUGCUGUGAGUAAAAGGGACGUGUUCCUGCAGCAGCCCAUCGACGCGGAGCGGUGGAAGCUGGACGACGGCGGCAUCGGCCCUUCUAGUGAAGUCGAGGGAAAAAGCAUGAUCUCCGUCAUGUUCACUCUGGAGAAGAAAGAGCCACAAGUCUAUACCGAUACAAUGAUCAGCGGCGUGUGCGCGAGUUUAUUUAGUGCGGGAGCAGAGCUCACCUUAGCUGUGAUAGAAUGGGCUAUGUCGCUCCUGCUAAAUCACCCGGCAGACCUGAAGAAGGCGCAGGACGAGAUCGAUAGGUUUGUGGGGUUCUCCCGUCUGGUUGCUGCUGAGGACCUGCCCCACGUCACCUACCUCAAGUGUAUCAUUAGCGAGACUCUUCGCCUUUACCCCGUCGCCCCACUACUGUUGCCGCAUCGGUCGUCCACGGACUGUAAGAUCGGUGGCUAUGAAAUUCCUAGUGGGACCAUGGUGCUCGUUAAUGUGUAUGCCAUCCAUAGAGACCCGGCCAUGUGGGAGCACCCGAUCAAGUUAAGGCCGGAGAGGUUUGAGGAUGGCAAAGCUGAAGGGUUAUUCAUGAUACCCUUCGGAAUGGGGAGGCGAAAGUGUCCUGGCAAGGCAAUGGCUUUACGGACGAUAGGAUUGGUUCUUGGGGCACUUCUACAAUGCUUCGACUGGGAUCAAGUGGGCGCUAUGGAGGUAGACAAGACAGAAGGAGCAGAAGAAUUUGUUACGCCCAAGGCCAUUCCAUUUGAGUCUUUGUGCAAGCCGCGCACAGCUAUGUCCGAUGUGCUUAAGAUGCUCUAA